GCCAGAAAAUUAAAUAACUGUGAGUAAGCUUCACCUUGAUAAAGAAGACAGUUACUUUGGUUUGGUUGAAGUUGAAAGGAAAAAGUAAUCAUAGUAACUUAGGCGUUCAUAUAAUUUGGUUUUGUUGUUCUAUUAUAUUUGGGUUGAUAAUUUAAUGUUGCUUGUCAAUUAGCUUUGUCAACCCAAUAUUUUAAAAAUUCUCGCGUAUAACGUUUAUGGAUGUACUAAUUAGUUUAUCACAAUUUUAUUCUCCACACUAAGUAUUAAAUAGUAUGUAAGCAUAAGAACUCAUUCUGUAAAUAUAUUUCUCUCUCUAGAUCGACGAGAUAGCCAUCGAGGAGUUCAUAUCAUAUCCAUGGCGAUAUCUCACGCCCUGCAGCCGUUGCUUCCUUUUCACCUCCUUGUGUCACUCUUUGUCUUACCAACUAUUUUCGCCGCCUCUGUCAGCGACUUCCGAAUCUGCCAGAAUUCUAAGCAGCCUCCCAUUAAAGUCAACGCUGUGGAGGUCUCUCCAUACCCAUUUACGAGUGGCACUAACGCAAACUUUACCAUAACCGGUUUUACAAGCCAAGAAAUACCUAAUGAUGCAGAAGUAAGUGUAGGACUCACUUCUGAUGGGACACUCGGCACGCGGUCACUUGUAACCACUUUAAAACGUUACUCCUCCCUCUGCGAUAUAACGUCAUGUCCUGUUGCACCUGGCUCCAUUGUGCUCACUUUCUCAAACAUAUUCAUUCCACAAGACUUACUACACCUCAUAGGAAAAGGAUACUAUGUGGGCAAGAACAUGGACAGAAUUAAGGAGAGCAGUUUCACGUGGACAAGUCUAAAGUGUUGAGUAUUCCUCUUGUUCCACACUUAAGACUGAGUAGUCAACAAAGUCCGGAAACAUAUGCGGAGAAGGAAGAUAUGGCGAAGGUUUCAUAUACUUCUGCAGUGGGUAGUUUGAUGUAUGCCAUGGUUUGUACAAGACCGGAUUUAGCCUACGCAUUUGGAGUUGUCAGCAGGUUUCUCUCCAAUCUGGGAAGAGAACAUUGGAAUGCUGUGAAGUGGAUUUUGAGAUAUCUCCGAGAGAUUUCUGAUUUGAAGAUUACAUUUGGAGGUAAGAAGCCUUUGCUUGUCAGUUACACUGAUUCUGACAUGUCUGGAGAUGUUGAUUCUAGCAAGUCUCUUUCGGAUUAUUUGGUAACAUUUGCGGGCGGAGCUGUGGCAUGCAGUCAAAGGCUGCAAUUUAUCUCUAUAAUAUUAUCAUGCUACACAGGGGAGAUAAUAAUGUGAAACAAUCAUACUUUGAUAAAAGUGGUUAGAAACAAAAUAACGAGGUGGGUGAUCAGUCCUGGAACCGCGUUAAAAAAACAAUAAUGUGAAACAAUCAUAAUGUAAAAGCAGUAGAAAUUAGAAGAGUUUAUGGUUCUGUAGGAUCUUGAGAUGGACCAGGGAAGAUGAAGGUCGGAUAAAAGAAUACAAUGGCAGUACUUAAAGAUGCAUCAUUCUUGACAUGACAGGUAACUUAUGUUCUCAUCUGAGCUAUGUCCAUGAGUUAUAUGCCAUCGAAACAACAUCAAAAAGAGAUGCACAAAAAUGCUAUUUGUACAAUCAAAUGACUAAGUUCGUCUACAUUAUUUGAUUCAUGUUUGCCUAUUUCUUUGUGAUCUUCACCAUUAAAUAAAAUAGGUAAGCCUCUUCUGCAAUUAUAAUUCUUUUAAAGAUUUGUCUUUUCAUCUUAACAAAUGUAUAAUCAUAAGGAUUGCAUUGAUCUAAAAGAAGUUGUCAAGAAGUUUAAUAAUGUUUUUUUUUCUCCUAAAAAUUCUAUUGGGUUUAAAAGAAGAGUACCAAACAAGAACAAAAGCGACGCAGUUACCAGGAAUCCAACUUUAUACUAAAACCACAUUUAAAUAACCCAAGUGUGAAACAAAAGAGGACGACAACAAGUUGAUAAGAUUUAAGAUGGUGUGUUCCUUCAGGUUGCCUGGUGGCGCAGAUUGCUAGAAUUUCACCAAGCUUGGAACAUAAGAGCACACAAGUGGCCAGCACUUCAUGGGUGCAAAAUCACCAAGAUCGACUGAUUUGAAGUAUCCAUUUUCACCAA
Molecule: messenger RNA, 2089 nt
Organism: Brassica rapa (field mustard)
Lineage: Eukaryota; Viridiplantae; Streptophyta; Magnoliopsida; Brassicales; Brassicaceae
Product: MD-2-related lipid-recognition protein ROSY1-like
Biological process (GO): sterol transport
Molecular function (GO): sterol binding
Source: RefSeq, a predicted model, not a curated record